AUGACAAGCAAAGCAUUGAUUCAAGAAUGUAGUGGACAACAAUCUAAAAAUACAACUUCCAAAUCGAAAGCUAGUGUAAAUGCAAAGACAACAACAUCAUUAGCUACCACACGACUCAGAUGUUCCAGAAUAGAAAACUGUGUGGUCAUAUGGGCUGAUAGAAAUAUUGAUUUAAAUAAUUCGGAUUGUCAAAAUACAAUCGCAAACUUGCGCGGUAUAGUAAAUCAAGUCAAUCCGUAUACUACGCUUGGGGAAUGCAUUGAAUGGCUGAAUGAAAACAAAGAGGAAACAGUAUUCAUCAUCACAUCCGGUGCUUUAGGACAACAGUUAGUAUCAGAAAUUUAUAGCAUGCCGACAUUGGCUGCUGUGUACAUAUUUUGUGGCGAUAAGCAGAGGCAUAAAGCAUGGGCGAAGAAAUGGAUGAAAAUAAAAGGCAUUCAUACAGCGAUCAAACCGAUAUGCAAAGCAUUACAGUUGGAUGUCAUGCAAUGCAAUCAAGAUAAUAUAUCUGUAAGCAUUAUUGGUAUGAACGAAGACGUUUCUAUGCAAAAUCUCAAUCAAUUAGAUUCUAAAUUUAUUUAUUCACAAAUGCUCAAAGAAACUCUUCUCGAAAUGAAACAUGAUCAACAAGCUGUGAAAGAUUUGAUAAACUAUUGUAAAGAAGAAUACCAAAGUAAUAUUCAAGAAUUGAAGAUUAUUGAUGAAUUCGAACGCACUUAUCAUGUCUCAGAUGCCAUAUGGUGGUAUACACGUGAAUGCUUCAUUUCCAAGAUGCUUAAUCGAGCAUUAAGAACAUUUGAUGGUAAUCUUAUCGUUCGAAUCGGCUUUUUCGUUUGUGAUAUACACCAACAAAUCGAUAAUUUACACAAAAAACAGAUUCAUCAAUAUCAUGGAAAAAUCUUUCGAGUAUAUCGAGGACAAGGAUUGUCGACAGCCAACUUCAUUAAACUCAGCAGAAACAUAGGCGGACUAAUAUCCUUUAAUAAUUUUCUAUCAGUCAGUACCAAACGCAAUUUUGCUCUUGGUUUCGCCGAGGAUGCCUUAGUCAAACAUGAUAUGAUCGGCAUUUUAUUUCAAAUGUCUAUCGAUCCUACUGUGUCAUCGACUCCGUUUGCUUCCAUCCCAACGAGAAGUUAUUUUAAAAAAGAAUCUGAAAUUCUCUUCUCGAUGCCUACUAUUUUUCGCAUUGGUAACAUUCGAAAACUUGAUAAUACACGUCCACUUUAUCAAAUCGAACUUAAACUUACUGCAAAUGAUAAUAAACAACUUCGUGAGUUUAUAAAACAUAUACGAGAUGACGUUUCAGAUGCGACAAACUGGCAUCUAUUGGGGCUACUACUGAUGAAAAUGGGUCAGUUCGACAAAGUUGAAGAACUUUAUAUGGCACUAAUCGAACAAAAGUUCAACGAUUGCGAACGAGCCGUUUUCUAUGAACAGCUUGGUUCGAUGAAAUGGCAUCAAGGACAUCAUAAAGAAGCAAUGGUAUUUAACGAAGAAUCCAUAAAAAUCUAUCAGAAUACGAUUCCGAAAGAUGACCCUUCAUUGGUUGCUGCCUACUACAACAUCGGUGGAAUGUAUAAUAAUAUGGGCGAUUACGCUAAAGCAUUAGAAUUCUACCAUAAAGCACAUAGAAUCCUCGAAAAAACACUCGAUCCUUAUCAUCAUCAUCUGGCUAAGUCAUACAAUAAUAUUGGCGCAAUGUAUAACAGCAUGGGUGACUAUUUGAAAGCACUUGAAUUUUACGAUAAAGCACAUAAAAUCCUCGAACAUACUUUGCAUUCGUAUCAUCCCGAUUUGGCUACUUCCUAUAAUAACAUUGGUCUACUGUAUGACAGCAUGAGUGAAUACUCGAAAGCACUUCAAUAUCACAAAAAAGCACUUAGAAUACGAGAAAAGGCUUUGCCUCCAAAUCAUCCUGAUUUGCCUGGUUCUUACAAUAACAUCGGUCUACUGUAUAACAACAUUGGUGACUAUUCGAAAGCACUUGGAUUCUACGAAAAAGCAUUGACUAUUUACGAAAGCACCCUGCCUCUCGAUCAUCCUCUAUUGUCAAUUUCCUAUAAUAAUAUUGGCCUGGCAUCUUUUGAACAGGGUCACUACUCGACAGCACUUUCAUAUUUAGAAAAGGCACUUGCUAUACGACAAAAAUCGUUUCCUGAAUCACAUCCUCUCAUUCAACAAACCAUAGAUAAUGUUGAUCAUGUAAAAAAGAGAAUGUAA
This is a messenger RNA of Rotaria socialis, 2220 nucleotides long. NCBI's taxonomy places the organism in Eukaryota, Metazoa, Rotifera, Eurotatoria, Philodinida, Philodinidae. The record is from the annotation of a GenBank genome assembly.